AGUCGCACAGCUGUGAAGUACGUUCGCGUGCUUUCGCUUCCUUGCUCGCACGCUGCAUAAAUUAUUAGCCUUCUAUCAAAAAAAAAAGCCCUUUAAAAAAGGAAUUAAUAACAACAACGGUAUUUCUUUUCUCUUCUUGCUACGCGGACCGUGCACGACGCACCGUCGAUCCGCGCAUCUUUUCCACUUUGGCCUCUCCCUUCCUCCUGUGUCUCACCCGUAGAAGUCGAAGCCCCAGAGAGACCUCUUUCAGCUCUUCACCGGGCCAUUCACCGUCGGCCGCUUCCUGCACGGUCCGUACACGAACUUUUACUCCCCCUGCCCUUCCCUAUUUUUCUAUUUAACAUCGACGCGUUCUCAGCCAACGCAGCGCAAAGAGAGAAUGAGCUCCGAGCAGUACUGGCGCAGUCAAGUUGCGCAGAUGGAGGCGGAGUACGAGCAGAUCAUCCAAGGGCUGCGCGAUGAGGUGGAGAAGCAGCGCCGCCGCUGCAUCGAACUAAUGCACGAGCAGGCGAUGCAGCGCGCCACGGCAGCCGCUGAUGUGCGCAACUUCUGCACGCAAUACGUAGCGGAGGCGAAGCAGCAGCAGCAGCAUCACCGUAAUCCGGCCGUCGCAGCCCACACACCCAUGGUCUAUCGUCACCACAGCAGAAGCAGCAGUAUGGAGAGCGUCCCGCUGCCGGCGCUGCUGACCUUCUUACACGAGUACAGCCACGGCCUGCUGCAAAUGCCGGAGAACCGGCGCAAGCGUGAUCGUCCCGACACGAGCCUCAGCCCGCUGCAUCACCGCCUGCGGCAGCGCAUGUUCGCGCGGCACCGGCAGGUCGGUCGUGAUGAUUUCGUGCUGGAGGAAGGAAGUGAGGGGCUGGAGAGCGGCAGCGCUGGGGCAUCGCCUGCGGGCUCGCCGUGCUCGCCGCCCAUGGCGCCUUCUCCCGCAGCCCCGAGGAGCGGGUCUCGUUUCGCAAACGCGGCCACCAACCCGCCGGCGGUGCACUCGACCUCGGCGAGUUUUGAAGCAUCGCCGUCUGCCGCGGCGACUGGCAGCGGAGGGAAGGCGAGCAGCGGUGGUGGUAAUGGGGGCCCCGUGAUGGCGGCAUCCGCCUUUGGCCUCCCUACGCUGCCCCCUCGUUAG
Messenger RNA from Leptomonas pyrrhocoris, 1132 nucleotides. RefSeq lists its product as hypothetical. NCBI's taxonomy places the organism in Eukaryota, Euglenozoa, Kinetoplastea, Trypanosomatida, Trypanosomatidae. The record is from RefSeq and is a predicted model, not a curated record. The transcript has a single exon. Bases 383 to 1132 code for a protein of 249 amino acids.